Molecule: messenger RNA, 3102 nt
Organism: Micropterus dolomieu (smallmouth bass)
Lineage: Eukaryota; Metazoa; Chordata; Actinopteri; Centrarchiformes; Centrarchidae
Product: GDNF family receptor alpha-2-like
Exons: 8
Coding region: 590-1999 (469 amino acids)
Biological process (GO): nervous system development
Cellular component (GO): external side of plasma membrane; signaling receptor complex
Molecular function (GO): signaling receptor activity
Source: RefSeq, a predicted model, not a curated record
CUCACUCCAGAGGAGCGCGCAGCUUUUUGAGGGAGCCAGUGGUGGUGUGGGGGAAAAAAAUCCAGUCAGCGUUUUGUAGCACUUUCAGAUGAUUUAUUCUACCUCGUUAGAGAUAUUGGCAUAGCUGACAGCUGAUUUUCCGACAGUUUAAGGGAUGUUUUAGGGACACUUUGUAUCCAAGGGGCAAUUGGAGCGGCAAGUCUGAGCCUUUAUAAUGCGGAGAGAUCAAGUCUCAGUAGUUUGUCGGUAUGAACGCAGCGCAGACGGACCCUGAGUAACUGCUUUCAUGGAUUGACUGAUUGAUUGCUUGGCCUUUGAUUUUUGAUUUUUUUCAAUAACAAAGAUUUUUUUUUUUCUGUGUCGUGGUUAGUCUGUUAUUUUCCCACAAAACGUGGAUUAUUGUUGGGAGUCGAGGAUUUUUUUUGGAGGUGCGUCUUUACUGAGGAUAUUUUUAUUUUAUAUCUUUUUUUUUUUUUUACAGUUAGCCUACACCUUGGUCAAGGAUCCGGAAAGGGGAAUUAACCUUUCACAAGGUGGAAAUACUAGUCUUAUUGGACACCAACUCAUCUCCCUUGCCUCUAAGUCCAAUAUGAAGUCUCUCACUGUGUGGAUGUGGUUUUACAUCUUCUGUCUGCUCUUAGAUGAGGCAGCGAGCUCCUGGGAUGGUCCCUCAGCUUUGUCUGUGUCCUUGGCCAGUGGUUCUCCAGGUUCUCCAAGCCCCGGGUCUGGGCCAGGUGCUCAGCCAGAAUGGGUAGACUGCAUCCAGGCGAGCGACAUGUGCAACCAGGACCCUUACUGCAGCUCUCGGUACCGGGUAAUGCGCCAGUGCCUUGUGGGCAAGGAGAAAGAAGCCAUGCUGGACAACAACAGGGAGUGCCAGGCUGCCUUGGAAGUGCUGGUGGGUACUCGUCUGUAUGACUGCCGCUGCAAGAGGGGCAUGAAGAAGGAGCUGCAGUGUCUGCAGAACUACUGGACCAUCCACAUGGGGCUCAAUGAAGGUGGAGACAUGGAUGACUCUUCCCCAUAUGAACCGGUAGCACCAAACCGACACCCUGAUGCUUUCCGUUUGGCCUCCAUCUCUUCAGGGAUGCUCACAGUGGCCCCAAAAGGUUUCCACUGUCUUGAUGCUGAGAAAAACUGCAACCCCUGUCUUGAUGCGGCCAAAGCCUGCAACCUCAAUGGCAGCUGCAAGAGGCAACGCUCCGCCUACAUUGCUACCUGCAGCAAGGAGGACCCCAACAAGGGUGAAACCUGCAGCAAGAAGCGCUGCCACAAAGCACUGAGAUUGUUCCUGGACCGUGUGCCCCCAGAGUUCAGCCACCGGCUGCUCUUCUGCCCAUGCCAGACCGAAGGUUGUGCAGAACGACGCAGACAGACAAUCGUGCCAGAUUGCUCCUAUAAAGAUAAGGAGAAACCCAACUGUUUGGAGCUACGGAGGAUCUGCCGCCAGGACCCACUCUGCAGGUCAAGGCUGGCUGAUUACAAGGUGAACUGCUGGGUGACUCCACACGCAGUGAGCACCUGUCCCAACCAAGACAAUCACCAAGCCUGCUUGGCCUCCUACGCAAGGCUCAUCGGGACAGAAAUUACUCCCAACUAUGUCGACAGCAGCUUCUCCAACUGGACCAUCUCCCCGUGGUGCACCUGUAAGGGCAGUGGAAACCAAGAAGAGGAAUGUAUAAACUUCCUGCGGUACUUCUCCGAUAAUACAUGCCUAAGAAAUGCCAUUAAGGCCUUCGGUUAUGGGAUAGACAACAUGCAGAACAAAAAUGUGUCUGUCCCAGGGCCAUCAGCGACGACGAAGACGGGGUCAGACUGGUCAACAGGCACCUCAGAAGCUCCCUUUGUCACCAUCCCAAAGUAUCCUGAACCAAGAGACGGUGGCUUGGGCAAAACCCGGGGCCUGCCAGAGGAUCACUCUGCCUGUCUGUGUGCCAACGUCUGGGCUCUGCUUCCCAGCCUGAUUUUGGCUCUGGUCCUGGCCCAGCAUGCCUUAUAGAAGUGCCAGGAGGAGAAAAAAGAGGUCAUCCACCCACAAGCUGAUCCCAAAAGCAGAAGGUGUUAUUUCUGAGACUGAUAUUAAGAAGGCUGAAUCUCUGGGCAGUUGACAUAAAUGGCAUUUAUGAAAGAGGAAAAAAACAAAAAGAGGAAAAAGGUGGAAAAUACUGAAAUUUUGCAGUUGUGAUUUUGUUGUUUAUUUAAUGUAUUGUUUGGGGCGGACCGCAACUGUGAUGAAGCACAUGGCUCCUAAAACAGACCCUUGGUAGGAGAGGCCAUGAAGGCCAUUCUCUAGGAACAACUCUCCCUCUGACUGAGACACCUGGAGAACUGAAGCUGAUUAUGUCAAGGCUCCUGAACUUUUUUCGCCAAAGGAGAGAGAGAGGGAAUGAACAACAUAAUUAAAAGAAGACAGGGUUGACAGAAAAGAAAUUGAUGCAGAGAAAAUGAAUGAGCAAGAGGUAAAUGGGGUAGAGUGAAAGCGAAAAGAGAAAGCGAGAGAAAGAGACAUAUUUCUGCUAUAUCAGUCACACUUUUUUUUGUCUUGAAUUGGUUCUUGACUUAAGCUUCUCUUGGAUGAACAGACCACAAAUUUAGGGGCGGGGAAGGGGAAUGAUUACAUUCUGUCUCUUCAACACAAGUGUAAACUCUAAACUGUAAAGGCUACUCAGUGUUCUAAGUGUUGGUAUAGUAUCCGUGACCAUAAUCAAUCUACCGUACAGCUCUUUCAUUUGGGUGCUACAGUAAACUUUUUCAGCAGGCGGUGAAAAGAACUAAAGUCUGCGACAUUACCAGUUAAUGGUUCUUUGGUCAUUUGAGAUGUUGUUGUUGAUGGGUGUGCGCCAUACGUCCACCUGCACAUGUGUAUAUUUCUGUCUCUAUGUAUAUAAGCAACACUUUUAUUUCAUUCAACUGAAUUAUAUCUACAGUACCUUGAAUGGACAUUACUGUAUGCUAAGAUGGCUCUGUAUUGAGUAUUGGUACAAAUGGAAGGCCUUCAUUAUCUGCGUUUAUAUUUGUCUAUAAAGGUUUGAUCACAAAGAAUGUAUACAGAGAUGAGAUGAGAUGAGAUUAAAUGAGCUCAAACUGCUUGGAAAGCCAUAA